UCUUGAAUUUGGUUCGUUCUUCAGAAAAGGGAGAACUGGGGAGGGGUAGAGAGGAUAAAUUGCAGCGUCUCCUUGCCUGAGCUCAGACUUGAGCUCUUCCAAAGAGGCAGAGCAGCAUCCUGCAAGGAAGAGCCCUCCCAGAGCCACCAUGCUCACUGCAAGGACAGUCCUGCUGGUCGUGGUGCUCCUCACUCUCUCCCCAUGCUCCAAUGCUGCUCCUUACAUUCCGUCCGAGUGCUGCUUCGGCUACGUAAAGGGCUGUCUCCGGCUGGCCAACCUCGUGGGUUUCUACUCAACUCCCAGGGAAUGUUUUUCCCCAGCAAUUGUGUUUGAGACCAAGAAAGGAGUCAAGCUCUGUGCAAACCCAAAGGAGAAGUGGGUGCAGAAAGCAGUUCAAGAACUAAAAAAGAAAGUACUUCGUGCCUCGCACGGCGAGAGCCACAGCCACAGCCACCGGGCAGGGCGGCACAGAGGACGGAGGAAGAGCCACCUCACAGCCACCAUGCUCCCUGCAAGGACUGUCCUGCUGCUCACUCUGCUCCUCACCUUCUCCCUGCACCACAGCACAGCCCACUUCACACCCGUGGAAUGCUGCUUUGAGCACGCACAGAAACCCAUCCGACACCCUCAAAGCUUCUACGAGACAUCCAAAGACUGUCCCAAGCCUGCAGUUGUGUUUCUGACUGCAAGUGGUGAUGAGAUUUGUGCUGACCCCGAGAAGCAAUGGGUGAAGAAAGCCAUAAAACGGCUUCAAAGGAAAAUUUGAAAUCCAUCUGCCAUCUGACUCACCCAUCCAGUCCUCCUGUCUCUGGAUGGAGCCAACGGUGCUUGCAGCUCUUCUCCAAAGGAUGCUGUGGCAGUGGGCACCAUCACUGCAGGAGGAGCCAUCCUGUACCCCAGUGGGAUGAGGUGUCACAGUGCCAUGGAGCAGCCAGCUACCGAGCUCCUCCUGCUGUCACUGCCCUGCCAAGAUGUGCCUGUGGGGCAAAUAUUUAUAAUAAAGACUCAUUGCUGCAA
Molecule: messenger RNA, 1017 nt
Organism: Corvus hawaiiensis (hawaiian crow)
Lineage: Eukaryota; Metazoa; Chordata; Aves; Passeriformes; Corvidae
Gene: CCL17
Product: C-C motif chemokine ligand 17
Exons: 6
Coding region: 149-766 (205 amino acids)
Biological process (GO): cellular response to tumor necrosis factor; positive regulation of GTPase activity; chemokine-mediated signaling pathway
Cellular component (GO): extracellular region
Molecular function (GO): CCR chemokine receptor binding; chemokine activity
Source: RefSeq, a predicted model, not a curated record